AUGAUUACAGGACCGUAUCAAAACGUUGAUAUUGAAGAGCAGAAGCAAGCUGUCCAUCAUGUAUUAGAGAAUUCAUUUCCCUCGCUAUCCGUGACAAAAAAUGUUUCAGAUCAAAAUCAAACUAGUUCGACGAAUAAAAAAAAUAAUUUAAGCCAACCGACUUCUAUGAAACAAAUUGGUAUUCAUACAUCCCGUUCGGAUGGUGUUGAAUCUGAAGUAUCGAUUGUUGGUUAUUUAAAAUCAACCCCAGUCAAAUUUCAAACACUCGAUGAUAUCAUACGAGGUUUUCCGGCUGUUCUGAAUGCACUAAAAAAAAGACAACCAUUAACCAAAUCAAACGUGAAACAAACUCCAGCUGAAGUAAGGCAUAAGAGUACAGUGACUAAUGGUUUUCAUACUGUUAAAAUUGAACAAAACUUCAUACCCUCUGCAACGCUUUCUAUAUCACAACCAAAUUGGAAACAACGUCAGAUACUUGCGUUAAGUGAAGAACAAACUCGAAUAGCACAAAAUGCUCUAUUUGGCUCAGAUAGUGAAAAUCUUGGUAAAAUAUUCGAUCAAACAAUCACACGUCGUGAUUUGAAAACACUGAAAGGCUUAACAUGGCUUAAUGACGAAGUUAUUAAUUAUUACUUGGGCAUGAUAUGUGGUGAAAGCGGAGUAAAUUGUUAUCCAAGAGUGCAUUACUUCAGCACAUUCUUCUAUGAAAAAUUAUCAAAAGAAGGUGCAGAAAAAAUGACUAGAUGGACUCGAAAAGUGAACAUAUUUGCAUAUGAUAUUAUUCUAAUUCCGAUACAUUUAACGAAUCAUUGGGCGUUGGCCACAAUUGAUGUUAAUCAAACACGUAUUCAAUAUUAUGAUUCAUUAGGUGGUUCAAACGAGUUGUGCUUAGCCUUAUUAUAUUCAUUUGUUACAAACGAAUACAAAUCAAAACUUCAGCAACAAAUACCAUCGACGUGGAGAGGACAACAAAUGACAACAAUACCGGCACAACGAAAUCGAUCUGAUUGCGGUGUAUUUUGCUGUCAAUUUUCAAAAUAUAUUGCUCGUGAAUGGCCUAUCGAUUUUACACAAGACAAUAUGCCACAGUUUCGCACUCAAAUGAUCUACGAAAUCGCAUCAAAAAAACUUUUGUAUUAA
Didymodactylos carnosus is the source of this 1140-nucleotide messenger RNA. The record is from the annotation of a GenBank genome assembly. NCBI's taxonomy places the organism in Eukaryota, Metazoa, Rotifera, Eurotatoria, Philodinida, Philodinidae.